AUGUUCAACUUCCCCACCACCACCACUUCGAAGAGCCACUCCGGGUCCCUGGCUGAUGCCCGGUUCAGCCGUACCCAACCUCCUGAUACUUCACUAAAGGCAAUGAUUCUGCCGGCACCCCCUCGUCUCCCUCUUCCUCAAGGUCUCCUGAGUUCAGGCCCAGGCAGCUUUUCAGAAAGCGUGUCUAGAAGUUGCGCCUUCCUCGGGCAAGACGAGAAUAUUAAGAUGGCGACAACACCAAAAUCGCGCAACGCUCGACGAAGUGUUGCUGUCGCUAGUACCCUCACGCGGAGUCCCGCCAUCCGCCAUGCCUAUACUUCCUCCUCCUCCUCAAAUACAUCAUCUUCGUCGUCAUCAUCAGCAUUUUCUAGUUCAUCCCAAAGCUCGCAAAUGUCUGCAACCUCAUCCUUGGGCAGUUCCUCAACAAGCAAGAGCGUUCGACAAGAACGACGAAAGGGGGCCCAUUUCACUAAAAUCGUCAUUUCACGCGAGGACCGAAAGGAGGACUGCUUCUUGUACGCAGCGAGACGACCUGCAUCGUCAUCGUCGCUCUCUGAGGACUUCUUCAAAUUCGACUCGGCAAAGGGACUCGAGUUACCACGAAACUUGUCAUCGGUCCGUAUGACUCGGAAUAACGUACCUCAGGUGGUCUCACUGGAUCAUACACGGCAUGUUAGUCACCGUGCCGACAUUUGCGAAGGGAAAGUGCCCCCAUCACCCGCGGUCACGGUCUUUUCCAAUGAAUACGAGGAAGAUGUCGAAGGUGAUGAAGAAGCCUUAGAGGACGAUGAGAGCCACUAUGGCUACCCACGCCCAUCUUCAUCUAUGUCGACUCGAAGUGAUCCGUUCGAGUUCUCUGCGUACCUGUCUCAGCCGGCGUCUCGAGAUACGGGGCGUUCUCUCUCUAGGGCCUCGUCAGUCACUAUCCGGCCAACAAAAAGGGAUUCCGUUGUAAUCAGGAGUGAACACAAUUCUCCUUCACUUCCGCCUCCUACCCCCUCAAUCCCAACUCCUCGGCUUGGCCCUCCUAACAGCGUACUUGAGGCUUUACGUGCUCUCAAGUCCAUCCAAUCCAGGCCAACAUUUCUUUUCAAUGUGGACCCCGAGGACGUGGACGAUGAAAGCCCAUCAUACAAUCACUGGCCGACAGUUGAUCCUUCUCAAGUCGGUAUUGCGCUUUGA
Messenger RNA from Melampsora larici-populina 98AG31, 1182 nucleotides. RefSeq lists its product as uncharacterized. The transcript has 3 exons. Bases 1 to 1182 code for a protein of 393 amino acids. Lineage: Eukaryota; Fungi; Basidiomycota; Pucciniomycetes; Pucciniales; Melampsoraceae. The record is from RefSeq and is a predicted model, not a curated record.